AUGGUAACGAGAGGCAAAGGCAUUCUCCCUCCCUUAAAAGUUGGCGACAAUGUUCUGGUAUCAAUCCCGUCGGUAGAUCGAGGGCGAGGAGAUGCCGCCAACCUUCUUUCGGUUGUAAUGGAAGAAAAAGAUGGUAAAUUUCGUAUAGCAACCAAAGAAGGAACGCUAAACACAUGGCUGGAGCGGAACAGUUUGGCUGCUACGAAGUACUGUUCCUUAACGACAACAGACGUUCAAUCAAAUGAAUAUUCGUUACGGGAACUUGUCCGAUUAGGAUCAGUUGGGACUGGACAAGGAUAUCGACGUUGUACCUGUCGUACGAAUUGCACAUCAAAAAAGUGCACAUGUAGGAAAAAUGACAUGAUGUGUAAUUCGGCGUGCCACCCAGGCAGUAGUUGUCAAAAUUUAUAA
Molecule: messenger RNA, 411 nt
Organism: Melanaphis sacchari
Lineage: Eukaryota; Metazoa; Arthropoda; Insecta; Hemiptera; Aphididae
Exons: 1
Coding region: 1-411 (136 amino acids)
Source: RefSeq, a predicted model, not a curated record